AUGGAUCGACUUCUGAUAUCUACAUUGGAAUCUCUUUUAAGAUUUCCGGGUUAUCCUCAGGGAGAGAUUAUCCAGGAUGCAUCCGUACUAACAUGCGGCUGUCUAGUGUCUGAGUCACAAUUUAAUGCCUUACAGACAUCUACGAAUCAUUGCCCAGUAUGUUUUACAGAAUCUGUGAGAAUAAUAUCAGAGGUAGCACCACUUCGUUCGUUGUAUAAAAUUAUUACUGAGCUCAAUGCUCGAAUGCCAGAGAGUAAUCCAAGUUCUCUACCAAAGGUCAGUAGUACGUCUAAAAAGAGUUUCAGUGGUGACUUCAAUGAACAACAACAACAACAACAACAAUCUACCCCAAAAGUUGCUGAAUCCAUGAACUUGAUAAGUUUAUUUUAUAAGUUUGCCAAGGAAGAGUCCAAUUCUAAAUCAAUACCACUGACUGGGAUUUCAACGACACAAAUUUCUGAACUGUUUGGUAAUAAUGAGACUUCAUUGGGAAAUGUUUCAGCGUCCACUGUACAGCCAAUUACCAUUGAAUCACCUUCUAAGCCCGAGGAAUUGGAGGAUCCUGCGUCGUAUAAUUCACUUUCUGUGUCUCCAUUCAACGAAACAUCAAUGAGUAUUGAUAAUGAAGAUCAAUGGAAAUCCCCAGUUCAGAAUUAUGAUCCAAAUUUUGUCACUAGUAUUGGUGAAGAAAGAGAGUAUAAUUUCUCGAAAUGCUUCCCAUUUUAUAGGAAAUUAUCGACUUUCCCUACACAACAUGUGAAAAUGAAUCUUUCAUCAUUUUCGAGUUCUUUUAAAUCUGGAUCCAUGAUGAAGAAAAAUAGUAGAUUUAUUGGGAGUGAUAUUCAUAGUAGAAUUGACUUAUACACUGGUGAGGAAAUCACUAGGUUUGUGUUAAUUUCAGAAAAGAAAUGGGAAUUGUAUGAGUAUUCCAUCCAAGCUGGAGAACGCCGUGACUCAUCAACUGCAAAACCUAGAAUGAUCUGUUGUGGCAAACUGACAGGGGAAUAUGGUAAAGACUAUAAUAAUCUUACCAGUGAUCCAGGUGAUAAUGAAAUUGUUAUUCGUAAUGAUUUUGGAGGUCUGGGUAAUUCUACUUCCAUUGGAAGAGAAAAUUCAACUUCAAAAGAUGAAAAUAAAAAGAAAUUGGCUCAAUGGGAUCAAUUCCAUUGUGCACUUUCAAACAAUUAUUUAAUAAUAUCCGGAACAAAGGGAGUGAUGAGAGUAUUCAAUAUUUCAGGAAGUAUUGAAGAAUUGGGUAAACCCCUCUAUACAUAUUUCACAAAUUUCCCUAUCAGAUGUAUGAAUAUAUCACCAGAUGAAGCAGUGAUUGCAUGUGGUAUAACUGCAAGAGAAAGAGUUUCAGGUAAGGAACAACCUUUCAUUAUUUUGCACAAGUUGAAUCCAAAUGUGUCAGCGAGAAAUUUACAAUCAGUGGAACCAAUAACAAUCACAAUUCCAUAUAGAGAUCCAAUAAAGUUUAUCAACUUUAAUUCUACUUCACAAUUUCUCAUUUGUUGCACUGUUUGGGAGUCAAGGUAUUUAAUUAUAAGACUUACUAAUGGUGGUCAAAGUGUAAAUUAUCGAAAGCCAAGGUUAAUAUGGUCAGAAUUGAGCAAGAGUAGAAAGAAAUCGAUGGAUAUGAAAGAUGGAACUGAGCUUGAUUCUCAAAAUAAAGAUGAUAGUGAUAUGAUGAUGGGGAAUGAAGGUAUAACAGAUUUACAAUUUGGUUCUUUACAUUCGAAUACGAUUAUUUUGACAUCUUGUUCACUCACAAGUCGACCACCAUUAGUUAUCAGAUUGGAUGGUGUAUCCAUCGAUGGUACACGAGGGUCAAUUGGAACUGCUGGUACAGGAUUUGGGGGUACUAGCAGUGUAAAUAGUCGAACUGGCCAAGAAAACGAUGGAGAUGAAGAUAUUUCUCAUAAUCUGAUCAUAUCAUCAGAGACAAUAAUGAAAAUCCCUGAAGUUGGGUCUACAAUUCAUAGAUUUGCUCUCCUGCCUCGAGGUGACGGGAUGGUUUUCUUGGAUAAAGAUGGACAUAUAUUUUUAGUAUCUACUCCAAACUUUCAACUUCAUCCAACAUCUCCAAUGAAAAAAAUUGUGGUUCAAUUAGGAGAGGCUGCAAACGCUGAAAGGCAUUCAGAAUCAGCGUCGAUCAAAUUCUCCAAUGAUGGAGGUAGAGUGUUUGUUGUGGAUAGAAAGGGUAUAUUUCUGGUUUUCGAUUUUACAAAAGGUAUUCCUGGUCAAGAUUUGGAUGUUGUAAAGUGUAAAAUUGUUAAUAUAUAG
Messenger RNA from [Candida] anglica, 2286 nucleotides. NCBI's taxonomy places the organism in Eukaryota, Fungi, Ascomycota, Pichiomycetes, Serinales, Debaryomycetaceae. The record is from the annotation of a GenBank genome assembly.